UCUGCAGAAAUAUGCAUGUUGUCAUUUCAAUGAUUGAUGUUGUUUUGAGAUUGUGAUGCUUUAAAAUGUAAGAUUUUAUUUUAGAUAACUGAAUCAAGAUGCCAGCCUGUGCUGUAGCUACAUGUAAGGUCUGGAGUGGAGGUUGGUCGAACAAGAAAACUGAAGCCUCAUUUUUUAGAUUUCCAAAGAAUCCCGAAGUCCAGGCUGCGUGGGUGCAUAGAUGUUACCGCCAAGAUCAAUUCAAUGUAAAAAAACGCUGUUGUGUGCUCUGAACACUUUGUUGAGACCAAGGCUAUAUAAACCGUUGAGACUGACUAUGAUCCAUCAUAUCUAGUCAAGAGAACUCUGAUGCCAAAUGUGAAGCCUUCACUGAAACCAGAUGCCAUCCCUUCAAGGAACCUACCCUCAGCCUCAUCACUGUCAAGGCCAGGAGAUGACACCAGGGGAGGCCGACUCGAGCAGAGGAAGGAGAGGGUGGUGGUGAAACAGCUUCUUGAACAAGGGCCUGGACAGAUGGAGAUCAGUGGCAGCGACAGCAGCUUCGCGAUCCAGCCGACGAGGAGGCUGCCGAGCAGCACGAGCAAUGGGAGGCCGCCUACCAGUCGGCGAUGGGCCAGCCGCCUCUGCCACCCGCCCCUCCUGCUCACGAGGACAACAGUCCGGACACAGAAGAGGCCGGGCCAUCCAAUACUCGACCGCGGACCGCUGAACUCGGCGUCAACCGCGAGGCGCUCGCGUUCGUGGCCGGCUAUGUGGCAUUCAAAUGCCGGCAGAUCCGCGGCGACCUCGGCCAACCGACCUCGUCUUCUCUGGCGCCAGCGUCCGUACCGAGCCGCUGGCUGGAGACAAUCAGCCGCGGCAGCCUCUACGUCCCCAGCCAGUGGUGGAUGGGCGUGGUGGAAGAUUUCAACGACACGUUCAGUGACGUGAUGGGGCCGACCGCGGUCAAGACGCCUGGCAUCGUGAAGCGCCUGACAGGCUGCGUGCUCGCCCGAGCUCCAGGGCUGGACGAGCGAAUCGCCAGGAAGCUGGCAAGCACGCGGCUGCACCUGCGACUCCGCUGGCUCAACACCGCUCGAGCAGCAGCUGAAGCGGAAAAGUACCAGCUGAAGAAGCUAGCCCAACACGCGAAGAGCAAGCGGUAGUCGGUGCGCUCACCUCCUACGCAGACGAGGCCGUCGGUCGGCACGUUGCCUUCGGACAUUAUAGGAUGUGCAAUGUGCAUACUUCUGUUUGGACAGAGCGGCGGCGCCUGGCCGCCUGCCAACCUGUGACCCCGCCAGUUGGCCGGCUGACAUUGGCCGGAUGGGGCCGGUCGGUGCGCUCCUCGUGUGUGCGGCCGGUGUGGUGGCGCGACGGGUGAUUCUCGACGGGUGAUGGGCGAGUGAGACGGGUGAUGGGCGAGUGUUGAAUGAUUGAGUCGCGUGACUCGGAGCCGGUCGGGGUGAGUGACUCUGAGACGGUGGGGUGGUUGCUGCGGUCGCUGUCUCGCCCCGCCGUGCCGAGCAGCGGCACGCCGAGGACGAGAGUUCCAGCCGAGUGAUAUCGGAGUCAGCCGCGGCCGUGCGCUGCUUCAACAGCCUACCUAGUUCGACAUCUGGUACUGGCUCCGGUGGGGGGUCGUAAGUGUAACGGUGGCAGGACCUCUAGUGACAGUCACUCAGCUGAUGACUCUGCUCACCUAGAUGUUUCUCGGAUCAGCGAGGGCAUGGACUCAAGUGCGGCCGUCUCUGGAGGUUCAGUGAACCGCCGACAGACGGGGCUGGACAGACCUCGCUGCUGGACUGUGCGCGGGAGUCGGUGGUCCAGCUGGUGUACCUGUCUCCACCGUUGCGGAAGGAGGGUGUACACAGUAGCGGUGGAGGCGGCGCUGGAGGUUCAGUCAGCGGUGCCGACCGGGUAGCUGGGCAGGCGACUACCGAGAGAGAUGCCCGGUCCUGUCGGCCUCUCCACCGGACGGACGGCACACGGGCGGGAGAUCUACUGGACGAGUUCGGCUGAGUCCGCCCCUGCCGGUGCCACGCCACAGGGCGGCUAACCCGCGGCGGGUCUAGUGAACUGGGGAGGAGGGGGAGUGGCAGUGAGUCGCAGAGGGAAGGGGCGAUGGUGGUGACACCCUGACAUUCUAAUGUUCAACCUACUGGACGCUCAGUGCCAUUGCCAGAGCCAGAUAGUACAGGGAACGGGUCGGGCCGGCCCUGAUGUCGCCAGGGCCGGGAACCGGUUCAGAAGGGACGGGACGGUGUGUCUGGAGAGGGUUUCUCAUCUGGUCAGGUGAUGAGCUUGGGAGGUUCGGAUGUGACUCGUGUGUCCAGCCAGGUGGACAUUACAUAGAGAUUGUUAUUAGAGAUGAGUAGUUUCUUACAGAUGUUGUCUCUGCUGUGAACACGGUGAACUGUUUCACACUACAGUUUGUGAUACUGAAAGCUGUGAAAUGCUUUUGAUGUUGAUUGAGUUUCGUUCUGUUGAAGCAGUUCCUAGUUCUACUUACUAUUUGUAAUGUGCUAUGACCGUCCGUGAUGUUUUCCGCGGCCUGAUGUGGACGUCAUCACGAAUGAUGCCCGAGGCGGCUGACCGAUGUUGUACUUCAAUCCUAGUAUUCUGAUGCCUGUGAUCUAGAGGGUACUGUGGUAGGGUACUUCAUCCAUCGGCGUCACUUUUCGGCACGGUGUUGUGAUUGGCCAAACUGGCCGUUUGGUGAUCUUGAAUUCUUGAGGACACUGACAGUCUAAUAGAUCACCGUAUGGUGACUGCUGUGCUCCCUCAGAGACAUCUGGUGACUAGCCACUAAGGUUCCUACCCCUGGGACAUGUCACAGAGGACAAUCUGCCGACGCUGUUUUCCCUGUUCCACCCACCAGACGACGUCGCGCCGCACAUCAUCAGGAUAGGCAGCUGUGAGCCGUCUCUGGCCACGAACAGCCGGUCUCGGUGGUGUGCGUGUGCCGGCGGCCGGCGCUGUGCGUCGCCUAUGACCAGCAGAGGAGUAUGCAGAUGCACACGGUGUGGCGUGUGCGGCGCACCGAGCCCACCGAGUGGUGGGCGCCCGACGCCGGCGAGCUCACCAUGGCCGCCACGCCGCACUCGCUCUCGCGCUGUCGGUCGGAUCGUCCCCGGGCUCGGCGCACGGCUCGUAGAUCAGGUCCGAGGGAGGCACGCCGCUGCCACGCAGCAGGAACAACAACCGUCUGAACGUCUCCGCGGGGCUGCAUAGCCUCUCGGCCGGACCUAGACAACCUGGACAAACAUACGCGUAUAACGAUCCCUGGCUCCCUGCCGACCGACAUUAGCCCAGCUCUGCCGUGGAUUUUCAUAGUGCAUUACCUUCCAUGAUUGUGAUUGUCGGGAGUAUGUAUAAGACAGUUUCGAAAUUUUAAACGAAUAACAUGUGUUCACAAGUCGCUCUAAAGUAUCAUUGAACGAAAAAAUCGAUGAAAUCGACGUAUUUUCCCCGAUGUUUUGAAGUUUUUGAAGAUGCUCUUACGCAAUAGCCGAAUGACGGCCUCGAGCUUCAGAAAGUCAGUGACGUCAUUUUCGUCAGCUGAGCAAAAGUAAACAAACGCGAAAUGCUGUUACCUCCUAUAUACG
Amphibalanus amphitrite is the source of this 3587-nucleotide messenger RNA. RefSeq lists its product as uncharacterized. The record is from RefSeq and is a predicted model, not a curated record. Bases 609 to 1145 code for a protein of 178 amino acids. The transcript is spliced from 3 exons. NCBI's taxonomy places the organism in Eukaryota, Metazoa, Arthropoda, Thecostraca, Balanomorpha, Balanidae.